AUGGAUGAGUUCGGAUUUGAGAAUGCUGCCGAUGACAAGGACAGCCCGCAAAAAGGCGGCCACACUCUCCGUCGGCGUGCCCGUGUUGACUACACAUUUGAGCACAUCGACGACGAGGUUGUUGUCCCCAGCUCAACAUCGUCAACGCGCACUAGGAAGCGCAAAUCCGACAACAGCUAUGACUCGGAGGAAGUGAAUGCUCAGAAUAUCGGCCGCAGACGCGCCUCGCUUGAUGCGGACACGCCUUCGUCACGCCGCCGCAAUCCUGCCCGCAAGUCUUCUGCCGAGGUGGCCACCUACAUUGAAGAGCCAGACGAGGAAGAAGGCAACGUCCAAGACACUAUUGAAGUCGAAGUCACUGGCUCGUUAUCGGACGGUGAUCAUCCCACUUCUGCUGCCCCCGUCUCCCGCUCACCAAAUGCUACUGGCCAAGACCCCCAGCCGCCCAAAAGCGCCAUGGUCCCAUCUGCAGAGCUUGAGAGGCCUGCAGAGGACUCAUCGCUAGCUUCCAACGCCAAAGAAAAUUCUUCGCGCUGGCGGAUCAAGAUCAUGCCUCAAAAAGGGCCACGUAUACGGCUCACGCACAAGUCUCCAGGCUCUAACAGCCGAGACUCCUCGCCAUCCGAAGCCGUCGCGCCCGCUUCUGCUGAGCCUGAGAGAUCUGCCCUGGGCGAAACCCCAGGCAAGGCUGAGACUAGUACAGCUGUACCUGAUGCCGCAAAGUCUGAGCCCCAGGAUGAAGAUGGCGAAAAGCCAGAGAAGCAGCUGCUACAAGAAGCAAGCGCUGCGCCGAACGGUGCCGGCUCCAAUGCUGAAGAGGCUGAUGAACCAGAAAAGAUAAAUGGGAUGGCGGUAUCUGAGCAAUCAUCUACGCAGCAAACGCUGGACGCAGAUGUCGCUCAGGAGGAAUCAAAAGCAGUGUCGGCAAAGGAGGAGGCCGUUGACGAAACGGCUGCCUUGGAUGGUGGCGCUAAUCGUGAUACGCCGAUUACCCAUCUUGAUGCCGAUGCGGUUGAGAAACCCGAGGGUCAAGACAAUGCCGCCACUUCUGCCUCUGCGAUUGACGCGCCGCAAAAAGAUGUUGCAAAGCCUUCCUCCCCAUCGUCGCAGGUUCAGAAGCAGCUUGAUGAAUCCCCCAACGAAGCUACUGUUGGCGUCAAGAUGGAUCCCGAUGUCGAAGGAGAUGCCGAUGUCGAAGAUGCCGAUGAUGAUGGCAAACCCGGGGAUGAGCCUAUGGAAGACGAGCCACAGGCAGAACCCGCGGAGAUCAGUAAUACUCCAACCCCGGCAUCAGAAAUUAAAGAAGCUCCAGCUUCUCUACAGGCGGGCUCUGAUACCGCAAUGGAGGGUAUCGUCGCCACCAAGCCCGAGAGGAAGCCCUGCCCCCCACAAGAUCUUGCGCCCCCUGCUCUUGUAUCGCGGCCUCAGCCGACUCCUGCCGGCCGUUGGGCCUAUCUGACCCCUUACGUCGACGGGGAAUACGUUACGUACCCGGAGAAAAAGGAGUCUUCCCCCGAGGAGGAGACUCCUACAGAUGAGCCCAUGCCGGAGGACAAAGAUGCCGACAAGGACUCGAACGGCAUGGAGCCCAUAGUCGACGAUAACGAAGACGCUCCGGACGCUUCUCAGCUUGAGGUACCGACCCCGGCGUUAAAUACGCCUACCAGAGGCUCGCCUGUGCCUGAGUCUAUGGAGCCUACCGCAUCGAACUCGCCCGCUCAAGCUGCGGACGAAGCAGAUGAUGGUGACGUUUCUGACUCUGACGACGUCGAAGUUCGGCGCUUCUUCCGUUACAGAAAGCUACGGGACCCUGAGGACUUUGUUUCGGCCAUAGAAAAGUUCGAGGACAUGUCGACAACAGACUUGUAUGAGCUAGUCGGGGCUAUGAAUGUAUCUCUGGUGCAAUGGCAGACUGAGUGGACCUCGCUCGGCAAAAUUGUUGACGAUUAUGAGAAUGCUCUCCGGCGUCGACUUGCCGAUUCGAAAUACGAGUCACGCACGCGCAAUCUUCAUCAGCACGGCAUCAAUUACGAAGAACCGGAGUUCGUCGUCAAGGGAUACAAGGCCAAGGAGAAGGAGAUUAUGAGCGAAACUCGUUACCUUCAAGGCCAGGAUCGUAUCAUGGCGGCUGCAUAUGGCUUCGAAUAUGAUCCCCACCCGUCCAAGAUUGGUCGGCAAAAUCCCGAGACGCAACAGGCCGGCAUCAUGACACGUGGACGCUCACUCCGAAACCAACCUAGGCAGACGGCAAAGGCGACUGAAACCGACGAAGUGACGGGCAAACGAACCCGUAAGCCUGUCCAGCUAUUUGACCCCGCCGCACAAGAUAUCAGCCGCAGCUCGACUCCAGUUCCGACUAGAGGCAAGAGGCGGAGGAACGGAAACGGUGACGAUGAUAUGGUCACGUCUAGCUUCAACGGAGACGCCACUUCGGAUGUGGAUGAACCGCCGUCGAGGACGAAGCGCCGUCGCGCUGGCCGUCCGCAGACUUCUGCGCCGAACAUGGGUGACGAUUCGGGUGCUUCUCAGGAUCCCUCACAGGAUGCUGAUGAGACUGCGCGUCCAAGCCGUCGGGGUCGCCAUCGGGCUGCCAUCCGAUACGAUGAUGGCUUUGCAGAGCAGGAAGUGGAUGACGAACAGCAUCCAAAGCUGCCCAAACGACAUAUUCUCACGCUGAAGAUCCCACGCGGCAAAAAUUUCAGCGAACCGUCGUCUGCAAUCACCGACAAUGGCGACUCGCGGCCGUCCACCGCGGACUCGGAGUCGAGUUCCCACACAGCCGAAUCAUCGUACUCCUUCCGGCCCAAGAGACAGAAGCGAUUCCGUGACGAGGAGGAAGCCGAGGCUGCGGGCCAGGGUCCUCCCAAGAAACGGGGUCGCCGUGUCACCGACGAUGCGGGUUCCAUGGCUGCCUUCCCUACUGGAGACGUCUCGCCUGCCGCAGCUCGCAAAACCCCAAAGAUCAAGGUUGUUCGUGCGGCUCAGACUCAAGCAAGCCGCACAGGAACACCUUCGUCAGUGGGUGGCGAUGCAGACGAGCCGCGCAAGGACUACAAGCUGAUGACCAAGUCGGAGAAGAUGUCUGCGUCGAUGAAGAGUCGCUGGGCAAAUGGCAACAUGGCCGGCGCCGUCGAGAAACGAAAAGCGACGCUCGCCGCCAAGAAGGCCGCCCAGGCUGCUGCCGACCAGAAGUCAGGGACAACGACGCCCAAGGGUAGCAAGGUCAAGCCAAAGAAGGAUGGCCCGCCGCGGCAAGACUCGCAGCCGUUGCCGCCGAGCACCCCCGGUAUGGGAUAUCCCUUCUCGGCUGCCCCGAAUGAGGCGUAA
Akanthomyces muscarius is the source of this 3327-nucleotide messenger RNA. RefSeq lists its product as uncharacterized. NCBI's taxonomy places the organism in Eukaryota, Fungi, Ascomycota, Sordariomycetes, Hypocreales, Cordycipitaceae. The record is from RefSeq and is a predicted model, not a curated record. The transcript has 2 exons. The coding region runs from base 1 to 3327 and encodes 1108 amino acids.